Molecule: messenger RNA, 12467 nt
Organism: Xyrichtys novacula (pearly razorfish)
Lineage: Eukaryota; Metazoa; Chordata; Actinopteri; Labriformes; Labridae
Source: the annotation of a GenBank genome assembly
GUCUUGACGCUGGUUUUCAGUUCUAGUCCAGCUCGCCUGCAUUCCUCCUCUCUCUAAAGCCUGACCGAUAGAGACAGAGAAAGAAAAGGAAGAGAGGAGGGGGGAGAAAAGGCCAAUUAUUAUUCACAACCGUGUUGGAUUUUUUAUGAACCGACUCUUACCGGACACAUCUACCGGAAAAAAAACGGAAAAUAACCUCGACUGAGACCAGACGGCUCAGUUUGGACUUUACAAUAACGACGAAAAAGCCGUGCUUCUCCUUUUUGAAGACGGGACUUUGCGUAGAUUGGUACUGAAAAGACAUUUUCCUCUCAUUUCCACGGCGGAUAUCUCUCUUUUUUCCUCUCUCUUUUCUUAUAAUUGAGGUUUUGCAAGAUGGCUGAUGACAGCUACCCCUAACAAGGACAGAAAAGCGACGUCCCCUUUAAGAUUAGCGGGGAAUAUUAGUGUAUUUCUAUUAGUCAAAUAUCUAAAUAUGGCUGCUUUAUUGAAAUAAUGAGUGUCCUUGUCGGGAAAUAAUGCCAGGUUAGUGUUUAUUUGGACCCGAGCUUUGGUAGAAAAUGGUGAGGUGACGUCUGAGGUAAUUUACACGAUUUAUUCGAGAUAAGGAAGUGGAAAAAUAUGUUGUUGGCUAAAGGCUGAGGCGACGAUAUGUGAAUAAAGGUGGAGAGCACGGUAAUGAAAAAGAGGCCAGAGCUUGAAUCUAGAAACCAAUCAUCCUGAAAUCAGGGGAUAUUUGAUAGAUGUGUCGGAGGGGGGGAAGCCAAAGCUUCUGCAACAGCAGCCAACAUUCCUGCGGAUCCGAAAAGCCUUUGUUUUGUGCGCAGGAGCUGGACUCGACUAUUAAAACGAUUAACUAUGCAGUAAACAGACUGGAAAUGAUGGCCCGGGUAUGAUUUUCAGUUUAAUGAGAUUAUAAGGCCUUUGUUGUCGACAGUAAACUGCUAGAAAAGCCGAGGCCUUGUGUACAGAUAUGCGAGCUGUGCCACAUAGCAGGCGUUAUUCAUCCAACACAAAUGUCGCUUUUUUGUGCCAGAUUGAAGAGCUGAAGGUAGCUGUGUUGUUGUUGUUGUUGUGUAUCUGACCUGUAAAACAGCAUUUCUCUGCUCCAGGUUGUGUAUGUAUAAUUCAAUCGCAGGUGGAGGCUCCUCGGAUCCUUAUUUAUGAUUCAGCGGACAAAAGCAUUGCGCUGCGUUUGUGAUUAUUGAAGGGAAUCAAGCGUCCUUGAGGUCCUGACAAAACAGAUUCAGGUUUUUUACAAACAGCUUCGUAUGUGUGUGUGUGUUUAGUAAUCAGGGUGUGGACUGGACUAGAGCAGUCUUUUUCUCGUGGUUUUCAUGCUUGGUUUGCUGGUCUGAAUCAUAAUCCGACGCUGAAGUAAAGGGAGCUCUCAAGGUAAGGAAGGGCCUGAGCAGGCAGCAGGAAAGGAUCAAGUGUCUUUUUUUCUUUUUUCAUGUGCUAAACAGAGAUUCACUCACCCCUGUGAUCUUACAUGUAAUAUUUUAGAUAUUUGUUUCUCUGUGCCUUGUUUGCAUUUCAUGGUUUACCUGUAGCAGGCAGGAUUUUAGCUUCCUGUAGGCCUAUAAACACACACACAGAAGCCGUAAAGGCAGGUCCUCACUGCAUGUGUGUGUGUGUGUGUGAUUUAGAGAAAAGGAAAGCACCAUUUACUGUAAUCUGUGAAACGUCAGCCCCUGCUGUGUGUGUUGAAAUCAUUAAGGUGUUGUCAUCCUCGCCUGGAGCCCUCUCCGGUCAAAUAUCUGGAAUUUGCCUUCAUGCUGCAGCAAUAAGCAAUACUCAUCGUCUGUCAGGGAGACUCGUCGAAUUUGGUCACAAGGGUUAAAACACACAGACUGAUCCGCCAGGACUGCUUCAGGUCUGUUUGUAUCUUUUUUUAUUUUAUUUUGAGCCUCAUUUUUCGAGAGUGUCAGGUUUCCACAGAGGCCUGGAGGUGUGGUAGAAGUGGAAAACAGUCAGUGUAUGCCUGCCCGCACCAUUAUGGCCUCUGACAUGGCUGAGACAUGGAGGAACUGUUUUGAGGAGGAGCUCAUCUGCCCCAUCUGCCUGCACGUGUUCUCAGAUCCCAUCCAGCUGCCCUGCAAGCACAACUUCUGCCGGGGCUGCAUCAGCGAGGCCUGGGCCAAAGACUCCUCGCUGGCCCGCUGCCCUGAGUGCAAUCAUGCUUACACACAGAAGCCCAGCCUGGAGAAGAACCACAAACUGUCCAACAUAGUGGAGAAGUACAACGCUCUGAGCGUGGAGAAGGCCACCACGCCGGCGCUGCAGUGCAUCCUGUGCCGUCGAGGCCCGCCGCUCCCUGCUGUGAAAGUCUGCCUACGCUGCAACGCCCCCUGCUGCCAGUCUCACGUCCAAACGCACCUGCAGCAGCCGUGCUCGGCCCUCGGGCACCUGUUGGUGGAGGCCGAGGCGGUGAAGGCCUGGACCUGCCUGCAGCACGACGAAUACAGGCUGUACCACUGCGAGGCCGAGCAGACGGCCGUGUGUCAGUACUGCUGCUUCGCCCGCUGCCACCCCAGCCACGGCCACGCUGUCACUGACGUGGAGCUGAGACGCAAUGACAUCAGAGUAAGAAAGAUUUAUUAUUCUUUAACAAAUACCGUAUUUUUCGCAUUAUAAGGCGCACCUGAUUAUAAGGCGCAUCAUCAAUGAACGCGUCUAUUUGCGUCGAUUUUAAUACAUAAGGCGCACCGGAUUAUAAGGCGCAUUUAGCCAAACAAAACAGUCAAUAACUCAGCGAGGCUACGGACAAGCCAAAAGGAUUUAAAGUGCGCCUUAUAGUGCGAAAAAUCUGGUAUGUUUCUCAUUUUUAAUUUAAAGCUCCUGUAAAUGAUAUUUUCAUUUUGUGUCCAAUUUGGCGCCCCCUGUGCUGAAGUAACAAAAAAAAACAAUUUUUGCUGACUGUUAAUGGACAAAUAUAUCCAUUAUAGUAAAUAUGUACCAUGUGGAAAACACAGAAAGAGGCACCUCCCCCCUUGUAUCAGAUUCAGACAUAAAAAACAGCAUCAUAACAGUCAUCUUCAUAGUCGCUGAUGGUUUUAUUUGCUUUUUGUGUCGUCGACAGACACCAGUAUGAAUUUCAGCCUGUUUCGUAAGUGUCAAAAAACUCCCUACAGGAGCUUUAAUGUUAAGUUUGACUUUGUUAUCGAGUUUAGAUUCAUUUCAACACCAACAGCUCUGACACUGACCGGACAUCAGCGGUUAGAUCUAAUAUGUCAGCUUAAAAGAAACUGAACUGAUUCACCUGAAGCCUUCUCACCUCUCUGCUCCUAAAUGGUCAACUCCACAGCAAGUAAAGUGGCAGUAAUAUGGCUGCCACCAGCAGUUCAUGUCAUAAACAACAUCAUUAGAAAAGAAUUAACUUUGUGCUUAGACUCACCUCAUUUAUGGAAGAUCAGGGAUCAAUAUCAGAAGAGGAAAUGAUACUGAAUUAUUGUACUAGUCUGGAUCUGUCAACACCAAAUCAAGCCUGUAUGUGUUCAUGAGGGUGUGAAUCGGCCAUUGAGGUCACGGUCACACAUUUCAUACUCAACAUCGUCAUGAAAAAGGAGCAUAUUCUUGUUCUGUGUUUUCUUUUUCAACCUGAUGAUGAACAUUUAGUCAAGGUUUUGGGAACAAAGCAGCGGUGAUCUCCUCUCAGUCGUUAAUCUAGUUAAUAAUUCACUCCACUUCAUCAAAAACAGAACUCCCCCUUUAACAGGACCACUGCAUUUUGAUUGUGUUUCAGCCCCCGUCUGAGAGUCUUGCGCAUUUUUCAGUAGUGAUCUACUCCAGCAUCCAUUCUCAUCUGUUGGAAUGACAAACAAUGCAGUCAAGGGUGGAACAAUGAGGGGGCCCUCAGAGGGCCUUAUCUCCCCAGCACAGGUGCAUCCUAGCUCAGGGAUCGCCAGUUGUGAGAGGGGGCGGGAGUGGGGACAAGGGGAAGGGGGAUUAAAGUGAUUUGUCACUUGAUUCUGCGGCCUACUUGAGGGUUUUUUUAUUAACCUCUUCUCUUCCCGGGGGUUUGGCGCUCGCUGUCAUCCAUUGGGCCAAAGGUCCCAUGGUUUCCCUGUGUUUUAAAAUGACGGGUAAGUUUAGUCAGAAGGAGAACAUUGGAGGCUCCACCACCAACUGACUCAUGCAGAUCACCCAACACCCUGUUAAGGUGUCACCGUCACAUACUUGGGUGUAUUUCCUGCUGGUAACGCUAUGACUCAGCUUUAUGUAUAGUUAAUUGGUCGCCUGGGGCACAGGAACCACCGAUGGGUGGGACCUGGUCUGGAUCUGAAAGCUUUAGCACUGAAGUCCUAAACACUUAAAGCUUGACGUCAUUUUCCUCCAUCAGGGCGGCUGAUAAGACGACUCAUCCCUGUCUGUGUCGGUUCUCAUUCAUGUUCUUUGGAUGUAGAAUUAAACUGCGUGUGUUUUUCUUCACAAACAUAACAAGCGGCUAUUUUGCAAUCUGUCCCCGACACUUAAAGAUCAUUCUGAACAUUCGAUUUAUAGGCGCUUAGUGUUAACGCGCGUGAGCUGCUACUGCCCAGUGUCGAUAUUUACCCUUACCCAGGAUUUCCACCGCAUCCGGAAUGAUCAUUUUCACCGUAUGCCUAGUCCUACCAGAUCCGUUUGUGAGGCAAAUUUUGUGGCGGAUUACAGACAGCAGGAAUCACGAGAACUCACAAGAAUCCACGGAUUCACGUGAUUCACGCGAUGAGUUGUCUUUAGCCACAGAGGCUAACCAUAUAAGCCGUAGAUUGUGUCCUUCCAGAGGAGGAAAUCCACUUCUAGACCUUUAAAAUCAGCAUCUCCUCAUCCAUGGUGUCAUCGGGAUGAAAUGCUGUCUAUAAACCUUUCACUUGUUUGUAUGAUGUGAAAUACGAUCCGACUGAAACACGGAUGAUUUCUUUGUCUGUACCCGCCUUCCUUUCCAGCACGGGUUAAUCUGUGCUGAAUUUAUCCAGCAUGCUCCAGCGUCCGGAAAAAACAGAACUCUUGCGAUCAGCUGCGGAGAGCGGCAAUCUGCCGUGGAACGGAAAGAAGCCGGUGGAAAUUGUCACAUUAACUUGAAUGGUUACGAUCAGCUACCAUCAGCGGAUACAGCCUUUUUGUAGCCGUUCCGGAUGCGAUGGAAAUUGGGGUCUUUAUCUGCCGAUGUCGAUAUUGUGCUAACAAUCGUGACUCCCAAAUGAUUAAUGUCAUACUUAGAUGUUUGUAAUCUGAGUGAAUCAGUCGGUCAUUGCUAAAGUGCUGCCAGUCAUACCUGUGAACACUGAAAUGAUGGUGUUUACAUUAGAUUUACACAGAAAAUACUGCAUGUUUAAAGUGUGUAGCUUUGGAUAAUGUCAGAAUGUGAAGAGCAUGAAGAUUAGAAAUAUAUUUACUAUCACACUGAUGUUGAUUUUGGCCAAAAUGUCCCUGACUCAUAAAUAAAUCCCCCCUCUGACCGCCAUCAUUAAGGCGUCCUCCAUGUUUAAUGCUACUAAGGGAAGCAGAGUGGACCCCCUCGGCAGACACACUACAAAGCUGCCCCACUCCCCUCCUCAUCCCCGCUCUAAACCCCACCCCAUCCGCCAAAUUCACCUCACCCCCUCUCACCAUCCAGCAGCCUCUCCAGGCGAGGACAGACCUUCCCCCUGGCCCCGCUCUCCUGCUCUAGUGGCUCUGAUGGAGAAGACACUGUGGUGAGAUGACAGCUAAAGAGCACCCUCCCCUCUUACUCCCCCUCCCCUGUCUCCCUUCCCCAAAGGUAUCCCAUACAUCGAGCUGCAACCCCCCCUCUGGGGAGGAGCUCCGGCUCCUUCCACCCUGUUUUUCCCCUGGCUGCUGCUCGGAGCCUAACUCAAUCAAUCAGCACAACCAGGUCACAGUCCUGGAUCUAACCAUGCCAACUGUGUGUGUGGGGGUGUGUGUGUGGGUGUAUGUGGGUGUGUGUGAAAGAUAUCUAGGGCAGCGGUUCCCAACCAUGUGCCACUGAGACCCAAGAGUGUGCAGGUUUUCAUUCCUAUCCGGCUCUGCAGCAGCUGAUCACUAAUGAUAAAAUCAGCUGUUGUUUUGUAGAGGGGCUGGAUGCCAUGAUGAUGAUGAUGAUGAUGAUUAUGAUGAUUACAUGUGAGCCGGCCCUCAGCCUGUUGUAAACAACGGAUUAUUGAUCAGCGGUAGACCCCGGAAGAAUUAGAGAAUGUUGUUUACUGAGAGUCCGCCCUGAAAGGAGCAUUUUUCAACACAGUCCAAACACACAAAACAAUAAUCGACAACUCCAAGCUGGUUUUCUUUCCAAAAUACAGAACCUCGUCCUCAAUCUGACCCUGAAUAUGUGGUGUGAAGAGCCUUUUACACAGAAUUACAGUCAAAAAGGACAUAAACAUCAAACACAACGGUGAAACAGUGGACGUUUUUACAGCAGUCUGUUUGUUUCCUUGAUUACUAAUUUUAGUACAAGAAAAAAAAUUAGAUCUUCAUUGAAAUAACACAAAGAAACAUGUUCCUGAUCAGUCAACACAUACAAUCGAACUAAAGUAAUUUCCCCCAGCUUGAACUGUAAAUAUGAUAAAAAUUAGAAAAGAAGAGAAGAGUGACUCAGAAGUCUCAUUACUCACUUUAAUUUAAUUACUAGUAUGAGGAUGUAGCAUUAGCGUGCUAUAGCAUAUGCUUCAACAGUAAAAUCUGCCCUAAAAUUCAUGGUGCAGUGAAAUUUAUAGUGCAAUAACAUCCUUGAAUGCAUUCUCUCUUUUCUUUUUGACUAAAAUAGUUUUUAAUGGACCGUUUUUUUCUUUUUUAACUAUCAUAAUGUGCAUGAGUGUGACCAGCAAAUACAGUAGUACACUGUCGCUUAAGGUUAGCAGCUAAUUUUUCAGUCAUUUGAACAGGAUUUUAAAUUUCAACCCAUCCAAAGAUAAGAAAACACUCAGAUAACAGUCAAUAUUGAACAGUUUAUUUGAUACAGAUGGACAGUCUUCAAGUAAAUGAGAUGCAGUUGGUUCGCUGAGUGUGUCUAACAUCAGCAGAGUGAGCGCCUCCGCCCUCACCUGCCCGGGCGCGAUAUUUUUUUUCCGUUGGAUGGUAGGGGAAGGUCCCGUCUCCUUCGCCUCUGAUUGGCUAGAUGUGCUGGGCUCUGAUUGGUUAUUCCUUAUGGCUGUGAAACGUCAUCUUCUGUCAGGUUAGGGUUUGGAGAUUCAGGAUUGCGAUAAUGUUCUGUUCGAUGUACAGAGCAGACAGCCCGCGCUCGGCUUGAGCGUGUGAUGACGUUUCACAGCCAUAAGGAAUAACCAAUCAUAGCCCAGCUUUUCUAGCCAAUCAGAGGCGGGACCUUCCCCUACCAUCAUACAAAAAAAAUAUCGCUGGGCUGGGCUGGUUCUUCCUUUUAAAGGGUUUAAGCAGGCAGAGUCUAAAUACAAAACAAAAACACACCACCUGUGUUUGUUUACAUCAGGGUAGUUGAGGUCCGUAAAGCAGUAGCUCCAAACCAAUAGACCCUUCUAGUGGUGGGCAGCGGCACUACAGUUUAGUUUUAACAUAUUACAGGUAAUAAGAAUGAGUUUAUCCGAUCAGGAAUUCUGUGCGAUGAGAACAAUCAAUCAUUCGUUGACUAAAAGUGGUUAUUCCAGUCUGUUAGCAUGUUGAUGUUCGCUCUUAGUUCAUUCAGUGUUGUUUUCAGGGACCCACCACCCAUCAUCAGACUGAGAAAAGGCUUUCAGGAGUUUUGAGUCAAAGCUUAAGUUGACGUUCAUUGCCGUUGUUUUCAGUCCGAUGAGAAACUUGAGAAGGAAGAGUGGAGGAUGAGGUCUUUAACAGAUGAGAGUCAUUGCAGUCUGCCCUUUCUACUCCCCGUACCACCUGUUUUGUGUUUUUUUGUUCUGUUUCUUUUAAGAUUCUAAGAUUUUACAGCUGUUGUUUUGGAUUCUUAAUGCUUUUUAAUACUAAAAAAAACAGCUUCAUCUCCCUUAAAAAACGUCCAACAUUAUAUUUUUAUAACAAUGCAGAAAGUGGAAAAACACCAAGGAAUGAUCAAAACAUAAAAAUACAUAAAAGCUAAUUUAAAUACACACUCUGUUCUUCUGCUGAAUGCACAUAUACUGUACCUUCCUAUACGUACUUAUAAACUGAGUUUAAAACCAUCACACAUGCAAGUAGGACACCUCAUACAUAAGGAUGGAUUCGUAAGAGGAUGUAGAAAGUCCACAACAGACUGGUUUUUCCACAAACAAAGCCCACUUAGACACAAGUGGACAACUUCAACUCCAUGCUGAAACCUGAAACCAAAAUCAUGUGAUUUGCCAACAUGCUCUGCAUUAAAAUGAGCUUAAGCUGUCUCUUAACUACAAACUUUACCACAGUUUAAGUCUGGAUGACAUCAAAUGCUCUACCUUUAUUUAUAAAAAAAUAUUCACUAACCUUUGUCAGUAACUUUUGAACUCUCAUCUAUGGAGUAACUAGAAAGACUAACGGUAGAUUGAUGAUAAAGCUGGUUAUUGGCAUUUUGAGAUAGUUGGAGUUGGCCUAGAGCUGAGAAAGUAAUUAUAUUCUAAUUCUAAUGACGAUGUUGGUCACAAAAAUAUGAUAACACGGACUGAAUGAUUAUUGUGCUGCCUGCUGCGUAGCUCCUUUUUCGCUCAAAAUGUCGAAUAAAGCGCGGGUUGGGGGUUGGAAUGGUGUGUACCUGAAAAACCAAGAGACAGGAUGAGCACUUUGAGAAAGACACCGUAGAGAUUUCACGACUGCCAGGCUCAAAAGUAAGAGAUAUAAUUCUGAAUUAUGGAAAAAUACAGACUUAAGUCUUGACAAUUUAAAGGGCGUUACACAAAAGCUUGAAAAAUCUAAAUGAUUCUGAACAAUUUAAUGUUUUUUCAUCCUUAUCUUCAGCUUAAAUCUGAAACUGCGACUGGCAGGUGUCCACUCCAGUUCAGCAAUUUAGCCUCUCAUUUAUUAUUAUUCCUAUUACUAAGUUGUGGUAUUUCAUCAAAUGCAAGAGAGCAAUAGUGUAAUCGCCAACUGAUAUAUCCACCGCUAGCCGACCUGCUCUAAUACAGAUGGACUUCAGCAGCUGAAAAACAGACACUGGUCUCAGUCAGUCUGCUCUCCACAUGCAACCAUCUGGGUGUUUUUUUGUUAAAAAUACUUAAAUGAUAAUUUUUUUUUAUGGUGUUUUCUUUUUUUUUUUUGGGUGACCUCCUCUCUGUAAAUACACGAGCAUCUUUUCCACCGUAAGCUCUGAGAGGAGCUGCUGGAGCUUUUUCUGCCUCUGUGUGCCCAUUUAUUUAUCUCUGCUCACUGCCCCCAGCUCCCCCAACAUUAGUCCUCACUCACUAAUGCAAACACAAAAUAGCUGUUGGUUGCCAUGACAGCACACCCUCCCUUCCUCCCCCGCAGGGAUUGUGUGUUGGAUGGAGACUAAAUUAGCCGUCUCCUGGAUUCUUAAUAUUUCAGGCACGGGGAGGGGAUGCUUGCAGCUAGCUAAGGCCACAACUUCCUGAAGCUCAAGAGUUUAUUUUUGAUCUCAUUUUACAGCAAAACCUGUUGAGACAGCAGGAGCGUGUGGAGGAACGAGUGCAGGAGAUCGAAGAACAGCUCUGCAAACUUGACUCUGACAAAUGUGUGGUGGAGGUAAGUGUAAACACGCUGCGCUGUGGACACGCGCAUUCACAUGUUUUUAUUGAUUUAAAGCAGCUGAAAUGAAAAGUCCUGUUUGAGCGGACUGACGUUUGUUUGUUUCUUUGUUUGUUUGCUCCACAGGACAGAGUGUGUGAGCUGAAAGAGGAGGUGCGUCUGCAGUACCAGCGGAUGCACCAGCUCCUGGAGGAGGAUCUCGGUCGGACACUGGAGGCUCUGGACCGUGCUCAGGCUCGCUUCUGCCAGGAGAACGCCGCACAGGUUUUGGUUCUUGGUGAGCAGCGCCACGAAGCCCAGAAGCUGCUGAGCUCCAUCCAGACGGCCUUCAACAAGGCGGAGGAGCUGAGCUUCAUGAAAAACACCAAGCCUGUUAAAAUCCUCACAGACAGGUGAGCGAAACACGCCAGCCGAGGAUCAAAAAAUAGAAAUUUUCCUUUUCUGCCUCUGGGUCUGUCAUAUGCAAGUUUUGCUCCUAAACUGACUCUUAUCUUCAAUUUUGCAUGUCUCUUGGCGCGUGUUGCAGGUCUCAGGCAUGUGUGGGCAGCAGUCUCCCUCCUUAUAAAGUCGGGAAUCUAAACUCGAAGCUGUUCCUCUCUGAAAUCUCCAAAAGAGAGAAGAGCUUGAAGAGAACGAUUGAAGGUAGGACCUCAAACAUGCUCAUUGGGCUUUAACUUAAAUGAGGGCUUUAUUUUGAUAACCAUUUAUCUCCACUUAUUCCUCACCUCUCUUUUCUCUCAGCUCCUAUCACCCCUCCUUCGACCUUCCUGCAGUCUGUUCCUGCGUAUCCCAGCGGCCAGAGCUCUGGCUCCGGAUCAGAGAAACGGAAACAUUCCACUGCCUUCCCAGAGGGCAACAGCAACGUCGGAAAAAACGCCGCUCCAGGUUUCAAGGACUCCUCCUCCUCCUCUUCCUCGUCUUCUUCCUCAUCUCUUGCCAAGCAGCCCUACCUGGGCUCCGGCUCCAGUUCCGGGGAAGGCCAGUCUACCAAUCAGCAGCCCCUCGGUCCCUGCGGCCCGCCUCACAUCAGCGAGAGCGGCGGGACAGGAAGCGGAAGCGGCUCUCUGAGCAACCAUCACUCAGGCUCCGUGUUCGGCUCCUCGCACUUUCCUCCUGGAGGCAGCAGCUCCUCACACUCUUCCCAGCAGGCGGUGCUGCCUCAAUAUGGCGGCCGCAAGAUCCUGGUGUGCACGAUGGAUAACUGCUACUGCUCCGGAGUGCCCUCAGUUUCAGGCCACCGUAGCCACCCUCCUUACCCACGCUCGGGCUCCUUCCCCUGGGUCAGUGCCCAGGACUACCCUCCUCCUCCUGGUCUGGCCUCUGGAGGUCCGUCCAUGCAGGGCCUGGCAGUGAGGGACUGGAUAGACGCCUCACAGACGCACAGACAUGCAGAUUUUUACGGGCUGUAUGGGCAGCCGUCUACAAAGCACUACGUCACCAGUUAACAGAGUAGACACACACCAACACACAAACACGAUUAUACACAGACACACACACUCAGAUGUAGAGACAGGCACCAAAAUGGCACACAAUUACCGACUUAUUAACCGGACAAAAACACAUUUAUACUCGAAACACGGUAAAAUAUUAGAACUUAUAUCCACACACACACACAGAUGGAGAACACGUAAACAUAUUCGGGGGCAGGGUUGAUCUCUUUGUGUGUUUGUUUUUCUUAUUGUCUUUAAUUUCAGUUUCAUGUAGUGUAUUAUACGUUAACAGCCAUCCGCAUCACUCUGGCACAACUUAGCUCAGCAUUUUCCACACACAAACAUCAAACACAAGGCGCGAGAGGAGACAUCCUGCUUCUCUUUCUUUCCGGAGCAGGAGACGGAUUGAUAGAAAAUGAACCUUUAAUAGAAGAUCUUCUCCUGCCUCUUCACUGACGCUAAAGGGAAAAGAGAUAACACCAGGCAGUUUUGACCUUUCCAGUUUAGCGCUUCGUCUGAUAUAAUUACCCCUCCAGUCGUGCUGAGGUCAGUUGCCUUAUGUUAUUAGCGUCAUAUUUUGCUCUGCCCAGCUCACGUUGUUCGAUAGAUCCUUUAAUAAGGGGCUGCAGUCCCUUCAUGUCUCUUGAUUUGUAUCUUCAUUGCAACACUUCCUUUCUUUGCUGAGUUCAGGGAUUGAUCGUACGGCUUGAACACAAAACGCUCUUCCAUGGAACACCCACAAUGCACUUGUGGACGCCUUGUUAUGCCUGGACUGCAUACCUGCAGAGGGACACUGGAGCUCAAAUGGGGAUGUUGUUCUGAUUCCUAACGCUCUGUUUUUCCCGCUACCAGGCUCUCCACGGGACACAGACGCUCUUCUCCCGACGAAGACUGUUUCCAUUUAGUACUUAACAUGACUUUGUGAUAUUUGGUACAUCUGUAAGUGUCAUGAUUGUCCGAGAGAGACUCUGAUUUGAGAGAGAAAACAGGACAAGACUGGACAGACCAAACCAAUCAAGCACCUGGAGGAUCUGAUGAUGCUGUAAUUGUACUUCCUGCAGGGCAAAGAUGUCACUUCCUCUCAAUAAGCACACGAGCUCUUGGCUUCCUGUUUGCAGCUAAAAGCAUGCAAGGAAGAGUUUUUAAAGCACUCAAAAGAAGAAGAAGAACAAUGGGAGGGAAAUGUAUGCGGUUUUAAAUUGAGUGUAAAGAAAAAUACAGUGGGUGGGAGGAAUUUUUUUCAUGAACUUUUUCUAAAAGACCAGACUGGACUGCGAGAUGUAAGCAAUUGUCAUCAUCCUAAAAAGGAGCUGUUACAACAGUCAACAUAAAUAGAAAAAAAAGACAUAAAAGUAUCUUUUUUUGUAAAUAUUUUGUGAAAUGGAAAAAUAAAGACGUGAUUUGGAGAAGGGUUCCAAAUAAACAAAUUUAAAGCAG